Molecule: messenger RNA, 2392 nt
Organism: Fusarium redolens
Lineage: Eukaryota; Fungi; Ascomycota; Sordariomycetes; Hypocreales; Nectriaceae
Exons: 2
Coding region: 121-2037 (638 amino acids)
Source: RefSeq, a predicted model, not a curated record
CAACAACCUCGCUACCAGUUACUUAAAAAGUCUUCCCCUUUUCUAUAAUCACCUCACUCAACGACAUCCAUUUUACGAUCAAUUUACUACAACACAACGGAAUAUCGUCAUAAUUCAGAAAUGUCGGGUCUAGGGGAACGGCUGCUACAGCUAGACAUGGCUGUGACCCAGAAUGGGACACCAGCCACGCCGCAUCUCCGUCAAGCUCGGAUCAAACGGAAAAACACGCCUACAGAUAUCAGCCAUUUGGUGUACGGUCCGCAACCUGGCAAAAAACACCAGCUAUGGAUCACAGACCGUAUCAUGGAACCUCAGACAGUUCCUCACUUUUUUGAGUUUCUCAUGACUGGAGAACUUCCUGGGGAUCGAAAGACGUCUCGCCCGCUGCUUAUGGUUGAAGAGGUCAAGAACCUUACUAGACCAGCUUCGGAAUGGGCACCUGCUCCACUUAAUCGACAGGCUAGAUCGACUGGGGAAUGGAUCGGUAUACGGAUUGGUUCAUAUGAAGACAGUUCGCGACUCUGGCCAAUUGCCAAAGAGCUUCAUGCCAUGAAGUCGAGGCUUUGGGAGGGGCUGCCACCGUUAUCCGAGAGACGAUGGCAAGAGUUGGGGCUUGAUCACCCGGACAGAUUCUCCGAGGCUUGUCGUUACUUUGUGGCGGUUAUCAAUGUCUUUAUCUACUUGAACACCAAGCGUACCAAGGCGGCUUUACGAAAGACUUAUAACCUGAUAUGGGAUCAUCUCCAGGUCUUCGAGCAGGCGAUCAACGCGAAGAGAAGAGCGGAGGCGGAAGACGGCGUGUACGAGCAUGUAUCAGUCACUGGUCUUUGGUAUCAGUUCAUCAGAGCACAAUACGACUCCAUCUGUGAGAAUGCGCAUCACUGGAUCAUAGAGCAUAUUGAUCGCAUCCGAGAAUCAAUUGUGCAAGAGCUCGCACUGCACCAACCCGAUAAUCCGGAUCACUACAGCGACAAGCAAUGGGAAUUAACGAACAAGCUUCACGAUCUUGCCGAAAACACGUCUCAAGCUGAUUAUACCAUCAUGAUGCCCACGGAUGGAUAUAAAGGCGACAGUCUUCCAGUAAAAGAAGAUGAUCGACUUACAGAAGCUCAUGGAGGUGGUUUUCGCACAGAACCUAUCAGGUGGUCUGCGAAUUUGGCAUGGCGAGCUUCUGACUACACCAAGCGGGUUAGGUAUCUCGACAGGAAAGAGAUGUACAGUCAUUUCGAGCGAGAGGACUUCAGACAAUUUCGAAGCUCUGUUGGCGUCACUGACCCAGCGGUUAUGGUUAUCUCGGCGAUCAGUCAGAUCGAUGCACAGUCUAUGGCUAGGGAAGAGCUACGAGGUCUUCCGGAUCAUCCAGACUUUGAGCCGUGGAUUGAGUAUGCUCGACGAAAGUCGAACAAACGUUUGGGCUUUAUGGCAUAUCGGCUUUGUCAUGGAUAUAGUCCUGAGAAGUGGGAUUUGUUUAAGAUAAAGUUCGAGGCUGACAUUUCGGAUUGGGGACGAGGUACAGUGGGCAUCAACGAUAUACGGAAAGCGUGCAAGAUCCAUUGGAUUGAUGGUCAGGAAAAGGAUAUUGCAGAUGAUGAUAUCGAAGCUGCGAGGAAGCAUUUCGAAACCUUGUCGGAUGACUCGGUACACGACAGGGUAUUCUUGGUUGUCGACGAAGCGACCAUGAAAUCAUAUCUCGAACCAGAGCCUGGUAAAGAGAAAUUCGUUGUCGCCGUUGACAAGAAGUACAAACCAACCGACGAAGAGAACGUCGAGUCACCAGGCUACAAGGGAACUUUGCGAAUACUGGGUAGUCUUUUGUGGGAUGAACUAGGCGCUCUACUGGUCAUGCAAAGCGCUUUUCUCGAGAAUCUUUGGCCGAUGGCGAUGCAUGACCCUGAAAGUACCUAUCGCGGUAUCAGGGUUACAUCAGUGCUCAAGUUCUCAUCUUAUCAAGAGAAUUUGAACUGGAGGCUUGCGAAUGAGAUUGUUCCCAAGUUGGUGGCUUUCAGGAGACGACUUGAAUUCAGAUCUAGGAGAUAGCAUGGUGAUGUUGGAUAACUAUGAGUGCUCCCAGCACCUAAUGCCUGCCAGCCUUUUUGGCGUCUAUCUGAGCUUUGAUAAUCUGCUUCUUCCAAUUGAAGCACUUGAUCCAAGCUAAAUUUCCUGGUCAGAAUUAUAUCUUCGGAAAGGAACCGCCGUGACUUACUGGCGCUGCUAUGUUCCUGGCAGAGAGAAACCCCUUCGUCGUUGAUGGAAACAGGUGGACAUUCGAUAGCCUCACGAUCUAUGGUGUCAAACUAUAUUGAAAGACAUUGUCAAUAAUCAGUGGAAUGGCCCAAAAAGUCGCAAGCAGAUCUUCACGUACUCCGUAGAAGCCAUCGUUCUCCUCGCGUAA